Molecule: messenger RNA, 2876 nt
Organism: Mastomys coucha (southern multimammate mouse)
Lineage: Eukaryota; Metazoa; Chordata; Mammalia; Rodentia; Muridae
Gene: Ctps1
Product: CTP synthase 1
Exons: 19
Coding region: 896-2671 (591 amino acids)
Biological process (GO): pyrimidine nucleobase biosynthetic process; CTP biosynthetic process
Cellular component (GO): cytoophidium; cytoplasm
Molecular function (GO): identical protein binding; CTP synthase activity
Source: RefSeq, a predicted model, not a curated record
GGGGCGGGCAGUCCCGGAACGUGAGGUGCCGGCUCCCGCGCGCGGGCCGCAUGGCCCGGCUGAGUAGAUGGGGCCGUGUCGGGCGGCGGGGGCUGCGGGGCUUGGUGAGGUGGAGAGCGCCGGGUGCCGCCGCGGAGGGGCCUCCCAAAGCCCCAGACUGUGAUGGGGCCCGACUGGCGGCCUAGUGAUCCUUCCGGCCCUACCCCGCGGGAGGAAGGGGCUUGUAGGUUCGCUGGGCCUCACGGCCCAGACUGUCCGGCUGCUGUCGCUCUUUCCAGUCCAGGGCGAAGAUGCUGGCGUUCUGGAGUUCGCUACGUCAGCGUGGCUUCCUUACGUCCACACUCAUUAUUUUAAAUCCUCAGCAGCCGGGUGACGCGAGUGCUGCUAUGGUUCUCGUCCCACUUUCUACAUCGGUGCGAACCCCGGCAUCAGGCGCUUCGGGGCUAGAUUUAGAUCUCAGCCCAUCAGCAGUAGACCCUGAGCCUGAUUUUCACCGACUUCAGUUUUUUAACAAAAGCUUUCAAGUUUUUCAUUCGUGAAUUUCUCUGGUGCCCCUUGAUCUGUAUUGCUCCUGUACUUGAAAAUACCUUUUGUGUCUUGUCAUCUUCAGAAAAAAAGUGCAGCGUGGACAUUCAACUUUGCCCAUGAAUUGGCCCCUGGCCAUCCCUUUGCCCCAAUCCUCUUUUUCUUGGUGCAUCCUGUGGGCUCACCUGCUUGUUCAUGCUUUGCCUGAUUCUAAACUCAUUUCAGCCAGCUUUUCGGGCCCAUUACAAGGCAGGUUUUCGAACGGAGCUCCUGGAUCCUCCCUCAGUCCAAGUCCUCUCUCCCGGGGAUACUUAAGUAGGGGCCCAAAUUUGACUUAUGCUUGUGGUGCCCCCAGCAUGUUAAAAGAAAAAUGAAGUACAUUCUAGUUACUGGUGGUGUUAUAUCAGGAAUUGGAAAAGGAGUCAUCGCCAGCAGUGUGGGCACAAUACUUAAAUCAUGUGGCUUACAUGUAACAUCAAUUAAAAUUGAUCCCUAUAUUAACAUCGAUGCAGGAACAUUCUCUCCUUAUGAACAUGGAGAAGUCUUUGUGCUAGAUGAUGGUGGAGAAGUUGACCUUGACUUGGGAAAUUAUGAGCGGUUCCUUGAUAUUCGCCUCACCAAGGACAAUAAUCUGACCACAGGGAAGAUAUACCAGUAUGUCAUUAACAAGGAGCGCAAAGGAGAUUACUUAGGGAAAACUGUUCAGGUUGUCCCUCACAUCACUGAUGCAAUCCAAGAGUGGGUGAUGAGACAAGCGUUAAUACCUGUAGACGAAGAUGGCUUAGAACCUCAAGUGUGUGUUAUUGAGCUUGGUGGCACAGUGGGAGACAUUGAAAGCAUGCCCUUCAUUGAGGCCUUCCGCCAGUUUCAGUUCAAGGUCAAGAGGGAAAACUUUUGUAAUAUCCAUGUCAGUCUGGUUCCUCAGCCGAGUUCAACAGGGGAACAGAAGACAAAACCUACCCAGAACAGUGUUCGGGAACUUAGAGGACUCGGGCUUUCUCCAGACUUAGUGGUGUGCAGGUGCUCAAAUCCUCUUGACACAUCUGUGAAAGAGAAAAUAUCAAUGUUUUGCCACGUGGAACCUGAACAAGUGAUCUGUGUUCAUGAUGUUUCAUCCAUCUACCGGGUACCCUUGUUGUUAGAAGAGCAAGGGGUUGUAGACUACUUUCUUCGGAGACUUGACCUUCCUAUUGAGAGACAGUCACGAAAAAUGCUGAUGAAAUGGAAAGAGAUGGCAGACAGAUAUGAUCGCUUGCUGGAGACGUGCUCUAUUGCUCUUGUGGGCAAAUACACCAAAUUCUCAGACUCAUAUGCCUCUGUCAUUAAAGCUCUAGAGCAUUCUGCAUUGGCUAUUAACCACAAGUUGGAGAUCAAGUACAUCGAUUCCACAGACCUGGAGCCAAGUACCCUGCAGGAAGAGCCUGUGCGCUACCAUGAGGCAUGGCAGAAGCUCUGCAGUGCUCAUGGAGUGCUGGUUCCAGGAGGAUUUGGUGUUCGGGGAACAGAAGGAAAAAUUCAAGCCAUUGCCUGGGCUCGGAAACAGAAGAAGCCUUUUUUGGGUGUGUGCUUAGGAAUGCAGCUAGCAGUGGUAGAAUUUUCCAGAAAUGUGCUGGGAUGGCAAGAUGCCAAUUCUACAGAGUUUGAUCCUAAGACUAGUCAUCCUGUGGUCAUAGACAUGCCAGAACAUAACCCUGGGCAAAUGGGUGGAACCAUGAGGCUGGGCAAGAGGAGAACCCUGUUCCAGACCAAGAACUCAGUCAUGAGGAAACUCUAUGGAGACACAGACUACUUGGAAGAAAGGCACCGCCACCGAUUUGAGGUGAAUCCUGUCCUAAAAAAGUGCUUGGAAGAGCAAGGCUUGAAGUUUGUUGGCCAAGAUGUUGAAGGCGAGAGGAUGGAGAUCGUGGAGUUGGAAGAUCAUCCCUUUUUUGUUGGAGUGCAAUAUCACCCCGAGUUCCUGUCCCGGCCUAUCAAGCCCUCCCCACCCUACUUUGGCCUCCUCCUGGCCUCUGUGGGGCGCCUCCCACAUUACCUUCAGAAAGGUUGCCGGCUCUCACCCAGGGACACUUACAGUGACAGAAGUGGGAGCAGCUCCCCCGACUCGGAAAUCACUGAACUCAAGUUUCCAUCAAUAAAUCAGGACUGAUCUGGAUGAUUCUUCAAGAAAGCCUUCAACUUCAUACUUUUGAUAGUUUACAACUAUGAUUUUACAUCUUGCUUUUGGACACUUCUUUUAAAUUAUGUUUUUAUUAAGAUUAUUUUAUUAUGGGGGAAAGGCAUUUGGAAAUCUUUGUCACUUGCAUGUCCCGUCAUUUAUACUGGAUCCUGCAACACAUGUAUUUGUGUGACAA